AUGUCUAAUGGUCAAAAGGGCAUUGAGCCAACCACGAAACAAGUAAUACCCCAAGCAACUCAUAAGAGGUGUUAUAGACACAUUUUCAACAACUUGAAGGGCAAAUUCUCUGGUUUAAAGAUGAAAAGAGCCUUUUGGUCUACAACUAAAGCUUACAUUGUCAAGGAUUUUAACAUUGCAAUGGGACAGAUGUUGGAGUUAUCUUCUGAAGCACAUAGCUGGCUUUCUAAAUUUCCAAUUGAAAUAUGGGCAAGACACACAUUUGAUCAUAGGGUGAAAAGUGAACAUGUUGCCAACAACAUGGUGGAGUCAUUUAAUAAUUGGAUUGGUAAUGUUAGGGGUAAACUUAUCUUGACAUUGUUGGAAAAUAUCAUAUUGAAACUGAUGAACAAGUUACAUAAGAGGUUUGAAGAGGCAGCUUCAUGGCAAUCUUUGGUAACCCCUAGCAUUAAGAAGAAAUUGGAUGAAGUGAUUCUUCAGUCUAGGCUUUGUAGAGUGACUUUUGCAGGACAAAAAGAGUAUCAAGUAGUAGAAGGUGUGGUGUCUUAUAUUGUGAACCUACAAAGAAUGUCAUGUUGUUGCAAGAUAUGGGACAUAAGUGGAGUCCCUUGCAAGCAUGCAAAAGCUUGCAUUACUCAUAAGAGGAUGAACUUGGAGACCUAUUGUGACACAAUGUACUAA
Molecule: messenger RNA, 681 nt
Organism: Camellia sinensis
Lineage: Eukaryota; Viridiplantae; Streptophyta; Magnoliopsida; Ericales; Theaceae
Molecular function (GO): zinc ion binding
Source: RefSeq, a predicted model, not a curated record